CGCAGUACUACACUUUCACCUCUUACUCACACCCACCCCCGUCUCUCCCUCCCUCCCUCCUUCCUCGGGCGCCAAAGCUCCGCUUGUGAAUCAUCCUUCAUUAGUGCCCUCUCACAUCUCUAUGCCUCUUCACUUCCGGUCUCCAAGCUCCAAUCCGCCGGCUCCGCUUGUUCCUCUCUCUCUCGCUCGCUCUCCGGUGCAGAAAAAAAAAAGAGAGAGAACGUCUCUCCGAACAUCCGUCCUCUCUCCUGUUCCCUCUAUGAUAUCUUCUUAAAGCUAUCUCGUCAUCCUCCUCCACGAGUGGGCAGGGGCAGGCUGGCGAUUCCUUCUUCCUCUCUCUCUUUUGGAUCGUACCAAGCUGGAGCCGAGCCGGGGGGGCGGCGGCGGGGGAGGGAAGAUGGCGCAGGCCUUGUCCGAAGAGGAGUUCGAGCGCAUGCAGGCCCAGUUACUAGAACUUCGAACACAGAAUUACCAGCUCUCUGAUGAACUCCGCAAGAACGCAGUUGAAAUAAAUGGGCUCCGACAACGGGUCUCCUGUUUAGAUAAGGACUUUGCUAAGGCUCAGAAGGCUCUGAAUAAGAGUAAAAAAGCUCAGGAGGUGGAUGCACUGCUUAGUGAAAAUGAAAUGCUUCAGGGAAAACUGCAUAGCCAAGAGGAUGACUUCAGGCUGCAAAAUAGCACUCUCAUGCAGGAGCUCUCCAAGCUGUGCUCGCAGAUUGAGCAGUUGGAGAAGGAUAAUCAGAUUCUUCGGGAAGGGAAGACAGCAGUAGCCAGCGAAGAAACGUUCCCAGCCAGCUCCGUGGAUGGCGAGCUGUUAAGGCUACAGGCAGAGAAUUCUGCCCUGCAGAAGAACAUGGCAGCUUUACAGGAGCGCUACGAGAAGGAAGUGGCCCGGCAAGCAGAAAACCGAGGUGGCGGGAAAGGUGAUGGUUCUCCGGAGCCUUGCCCCUCCGUGCCAGAGACGACUUCAGAACGGCCGGCCGUUGACAGUGGCGGUAGCAGUGCCAUUUCACAGCAGCUUCUCUCGGAGGUGGAAUUGAAACUGCAGACCGAGAGGGAGGAGAAAAUACUGCUGAAGGAGCAGCUGCAGAGCCUCGAGGCAUACAAGACAACAGAGACCUCCCGCCUGCAGCAAGAGCUCUCCAAGUUUAUGGAGAAGCUUAAGAAGAAACAAGAGAGCUUUGUGCGCCUUCAGACAGAAAAAGAAGCUCUCUACAAUGAUAGCAGGACCAAAAUUGAGGAGAUCCAACAACGGAAGGAAGAGGAGCUCAAAUCUCUGAAACUCCAUAACCAGAAGCUGCAGCAAGAACUCCAGUCCACAAAUCAGGGCUUCUUGGAAUUAAAGGGCCAAUUGCAGAGUGGUCAAAAAGAACAUGAACUGGCUCUUCAGACUCUGCAGGACCAGAUCCAGACAUCUAAGACUCAAGAAAUGAAUCUGAUGCGAGAACAGGUGGCAGCUUUGGAAGAUGAGCUGCAGCAGCGUCAGAAUGAGAAGGAGGCAUUGGCUGCCCAGCGGGAUGACUUCAACACACAAUUGCAGGAGUCACUCCGAGGCAAUACUCGUCUUAUGGAGCAAGUUCAAGAACUCAGGCAGGAAAAGGAGAGAUUAUUACAAGAGCUUGAUGAAGUACGGAAGACAGCAGAGAAACGCAAGGCCAUGCUGGAUGAGAUGGCCAUUGAGACCCAGCAAGAAAAGGGACGCCACAAGGAAGAGCUCGGUAACCUCCGUCUGCAGCACGAGAAAGAGAUGCUGGCUGUGAGGGCACGCUAUGAGCGGGAGCUGCGGGAGCUGCACGAGCACAAGAAACGGCAGGAGGACGAGCUGCGUGGCCAGCUCAAGGAGGAGAAGGCUCGUAGUCAAGAACUGGAAUCCAUGCAACAAACUGUGGAAGAGCUACGGCUCCAGAUCCAAUCCAUGGAUGGCACCAAGGGCUGGUUCGAACGGCGCCUUAAAGAGGCAGAGGAGUCGAUAGAGAAGCACCAGCAGGAACACAUGGAAGCCCUGAGAAUCUGUAAGGAGCAGCAUGCAGCUGAUUUACAGCUAAAAGACCAAGAGGUGGAGGCAACUAAGGAAAAACUGAGAGAGAUUGAAAAAGCCAGGGAUGAGCACAUGGACACAGUCAACCGGCUGAAGCAGGAAGUGAAGGACACAGUAGAUGGGCAACGGAUCCUGGAGAAGAAAGGAAGUGCAGCAUUGAAGGACCUCAAAAGACAGCUUCAUCUAGAAAGGAAGCGAGCAGAUAAACUUCAGGAGCGCCUGCAGGAAAUCUUGACCAACAGCAAGAGUAGGACAGGGAUCGAGGAUCUUGUCCUGGCAGACAUCAGUUCCCCCAGCCGGACUCAGACGGGAGACAGUAGCAGCAUCUCAUCCUUCAGCUACCGUGAAAUCAUGAAGGAAGGAUCCGUGGCUGGCAGUAACAAGUCCACCACAGGAAGCCCACAGUCACAGUCGCAACCUCCACGGCCAGCCGACCUUUCAGACGAGGAGAUCUCAGAACUCUUCCAGCGGCUGGCUGAAGUUCAGCAGGAGAAGUGGCUCUUGGAGGAGAAGGUGAAGCACCUUGAAGUCAGUAGUGCCUCCAUGGCUGAGGACCUAUGCCGGAAGAGUGCCGUUAUUGAGACCUAUGUGAUGGACAGCCGCAUUGAUGUGUCUGGGGCUCAUGGGCAGGUCGAUCGAAGUAGCCUAAGCAGCGUCCUGCGAGAUCUGGUGAAGCCAGGAGAUGAGAACCUGCGGGAGAUGAACAAGAAGCUACAGAACAUGCUGGAGGAGCAGCUCACCAAAAACAUGCACUUACAGAAGGAUUUGGAGGUCCUUUCCCAGGAGAUUGUCCGUCUUAGCAAAGAGUGUGUCCCGUCCCCCGAUGCUGAACCUGGCCUGGAUGAUGCUGUCUGAGCCCAGUUCCACCUGUGAUGCCGUCCUCCGUGCUUGGCCCUUGGCUGCGCUGCUGGUGUGUGCAGGGGUGGGUGGGGAGGGGUAGAGAUAUUGGAACUUUCCGCCUCCCCUCUCUCUGGUCGGACCAUUCCUUUCAACUGUUAUCGGAGGGGGCAGGCAUUUAAACCCCGCUACUCUUUCCCCCUUAGCGGAGCACAAACAGCAGCUUCUCCCUUCAUCACUGUUCUACUCAGGCCUUCCCCCCCCCCAAACAGAUUGAUUUCUUUCGAAUCAUGCACCUACUGAUUACGCUGCCUGCCUCUUCGUGGACCUGCCUUUGCUGCCCCGUAAGAACCCCUGGCAGCAGUAGCCUCUCUGCAGUUGGCACUUUUUUAAAAAAGUUGCAUGGCCCAUUGCAGCUCUCUUUUCGAGGUUGCCAGUUUUGAAACUGCCUCCCUCCUUCCAAGGUUGUCAUCCCUGGUCCUGAGGAGUUGCCCCAUGGAGGAGGAGGAGGAGGAGGAGGAGGAGGAGGAGGAGGAGGUGGUGGUGGUGUUCCUGCCAUAAUAAAGCUCCAUAAUCCAUUCUCAACGUAUAGCAGUCCUGGGAGUAAAGUUCCCUUUCCUUAAAAGCCUCUCUCCCUGCCUUCUACUCUGCAAGCUGCAUUUCUGAUUCUGUAGCUUCUUCUGAGUCAUAGUCAUACCACUUCCCUCAUUUUGCAUGUCUGGUCAGUUCUGAAACUCCCUGUUUCAUAUAUAUAUAUAAGAUUCCCUCCCUCUCGACAGCAGGCGAGGCGGACAGCCCAAGUGAUACAGCCCAAAAGCACUUUUACACGGUUGCAACUGUGCCCCUUUUUCCUAUCAUAGAGGUGGAGCAAAGGCAACCUGUGUUUAUUUAACACAUCAGUGACUUGUACAAGUCGAGUAACUGUUGAGUAACUGAUAAUGCAAAGAAUAGUGGGUUGGGGUUUUUUUGUUUUUGGAAGGGAGUGGCUUUUACUCUGUGUGAACCUUGUUUUGAAAUGGGCUUAAAGAUCUGAAUUGAUAGGUACUAUUCUAGUAGACAUACAUUGGAGAGGUCUUUCCCCAGGCCAAGGUCAUGUUCCAUCUUCCCAUCCUUUUCCUAAGCCCAGGGUAGGCAAAGGGUAGCCCUGGGCCUAAUUUCAAACCAGACAGUUCAGAGCUCGGGCAGAUGUGAUGAUGCUCCUUGUUUGGUAGCUCGCUGGAUGGGAAGAAAAAGAGGUAUUCAGUGUGGGGAGAGAGAGAGAACGGAGCUUCCACCCAUUUGGGUCUCUGACUUGAGCUGGCCUUAGGCUUCCAUUAUGACCCACCAAAGACUAGGCCUAAUAAAGACAUGCCGAUUUACCUCAGUGGGUAAAAGACUGCCCAUCCCCCACUCUGGGUCCUUGAUCAGAUUGGUUCACCGACAAAUGCGCGCGUGACAAAUGCGCGCACGACAAAACCGCGGCGACAACACCGUGACGUCAAAAGCGCGCCCACAACAGCGCGUCAACAAAUGCGCGCCGACAAAAGCGCGCCAUCCACAAACAACAUAUUGGGACACGAAAACGACGUUAUAACCAUAACCAUAACCAUAACCCUAACAUAAAAACCCUAAUCACGGUUUUGUGGGCGCGGUUUUGUCGGCACGCUGUUGUGGGUGCGCUUUUGUCGCCACGGUUUUGUCAGCGCGCAUUUGUCGGGUCACGGAUCAGAUUUAGCCGUAGAGUCUCUGCCAUCCUCUGCUCAUUGUAGCUCUUAGCUCUGCCCUAGUCACCUAUGGCUCUGUGGCAAAAGAGGACUAUUGGUGUUUGGGGCUCGGAAAGUGUGUCUCUGCUUGCUGGUAGAGCAUUUCAGAAAAGAUUGGGGUCCUUGUUGUGCUGUUUGGCCAGUCCUUGGACAUACUACUCAGUGCUAAUCCAGCAUUUUGGAGGGGGAGAGGAUAGCUUAGGAAAUAACAUUGGGCCUUUCUUUUUGGGAAUUGGCAAAAAAAGGCUUUCCUGUGCAGUUUCUCAUCCCUGGGAGCUCCAUACAAAGGAAGCUUUGAUGGUACUCAGGAGGACAGCUGGUGGGGAGGUGAAUCCCUCCUUCCUGUGGCUGCAGUAAAUGACAUGGAUUCAUUUUAUCAGCAUUUAUUUAAGAAGAAACUUAGAAUCUGUCAGACUUCAUUGCAAUAAGCAAAUCAAUCCAAACAUCUAAAGAAAUGGUUUGCCCAGGAUUUUCCCCUUAGGUUCUUGGGCCUUUAAUUUGGGGAGGGGGAGAAGCAAUCUGUGACCUUCCUGCUGUUGUUAACUACAGCCCCCAGCAUCCCUCGCUAUUAGACAUGCUGGCAGAGGCUGCUGAAAGUUUGAUCGUGGAGAAGAUCCAAGUACUCACCAAUGUGCAUGAAGGGAUCACACUCAGUAAUUCUGCUAUAAGGAAAUAUUAGUUUAUUUCAUCUCAGCAUUUUUCAAAUUCACCUUUUUAUAUUUAUUCAAAAGCUGGGGGACAAGUGGCAUGAGGCUUAAAGGAACACAGGGUCAUUUUCUUAUCAGAAAGGUCUUGAAUUUGAAACCCAAAGACCAAGGCUAUGAAUCAAAACUCUCUGCCUGUAUGGAAGGUUGUGCCCAAACCCAUCCUUACAUCUAGUUUUAGAAAAGAAAAUUAUUAUUUUUUGCUUUCCAUGAGCUUUUUCUUCCACUUACCAGAUCACAAAUGAAGGACUCAAGAAAGUAGCAAUUUAGGGAGAAGGAAAGAGGUUCACGAAGCUAUAUAUCCUUGACUGAAGAUUUUAUUUUUUUGAAAUUAUAAUAAUUAUUCUCAAUGCUUCUGGGCAAUAGAAUCUUUGCUCAAUCUGGAGUGGUGAAACAAAAUGAGCCAUUUUUUGAAUGAACUAAAACAUAUAUUCUCCUACCUGCCUAUGUACUCCAAACCCAAGUGCAACUUGUUCUUACAGUACAGGCAAUCCUCUGUUAACUAUCCUGUUUAACAACUGCUUAAAGCUACAAUGGUCCUAGAAAAGUAACUUUAUGACAUAGAAAUGAUGCUUGUAAAGUAACCUUAUGACUGGUUCUCAGACUUAUGACAGAGUGACUUACAAGUGUUGCAGCAUCUCCCCCCCUUCCACAGUCACAUGAUCACAAUUUGGGUGCUUUGCAAUCAGUGUGCAUUUAUGAUUGUUGCAGUAACCCAUUGUCACAUGAUAGCCAUUUUGAUACAUAUGCUAAAAAGUGUGUGUGUGUGUGUGUGUGUGUGUGUGUGUGUAUAUAUACAUACAUACAUACAUACAUACAUACAUACAU
Thamnophis elegans (Western terrestrial garter snake) is the source of this 6149-nucleotide messenger RNA. RefSeq names its product GRIP1 associated protein 1 (gene GRIPAP1). Lineage: Eukaryota; Metazoa; Chordata; Lepidosauria; Squamata; Natricidae. The record is from RefSeq and is a predicted model, not a curated record. Gene Ontology annotation, biological process: regulation of neurotransmitter receptor transport, endosome to postsynaptic membrane; regulation of modification of synaptic structure; neurotransmitter receptor transport, endosome to postsynaptic membrane. Bases 398 to 2893 code for a protein of 831 amino acids. Gene Ontology annotation, cellular component: glutamatergic synapse; postsynaptic recycling endosome; extrinsic component of postsynaptic early endosome membrane. The transcript is spliced from 25 exons.